AACGUACCACCACCGUCAAUUAAUUUAUUUUUGUAUCCUAUUCACUACGGAGACUUAUAAGAAGUUGACUUAGGACUUUUGAGAAGUGGCUCAUAUAAACUCAUAAGCAUAGCUUGAUAUCUCAGAAAAGGCAUUAUCUUUGCCUUGGCACACAUUAAGGCAAAACAUGGAGAGACACUGUGUGUUCAUUGCCACUGCUGUGAUGAUGAUUUAUCUUGUUCAAGCUCAAGAUACAACUGGAUUCAUCAAUGUGGAUUGCGGUUUACCCCCUUAUGAAUCUCCUUACAACACAACCACGACCGGUUUAGCAUAUACAUCAGAUACCGAUUUCGUUAACAGUGGGAAAACUGGUAGAAUCGCCAAAGAAUUUGAACCGGACUACGAUGAGCCCAUUUUGACACUCAGAUAUUUUCCAGAAGGAAUAAGAAACUGCUACCAUCUAAAUGUGACCCGGGACAUCAACUAUAUGAUCAAGGCCACAUUCGUAUAUGGGAAUUACGAUAAUGCUAAUGACGACCCGAGCUUCGACCUUUAUUUCGGUCCAAUUUUUUGGGUAACGGUGAGUAGUAAUAAUACUAGAGAGGAGAUCAUCCAUGUGACGAAAUCCAAUUCGUUACAGGUAUGUCUUGUUAGGACAGGAGCAACUGUACCUUUCAUAAAUGUCUUGGAGCUACGACCAUUGCCGAAAACUGAUUAUGUUACACCAAGGGGCGGGUCGUUGAACCUUAUAUUCAGGGUGUAUCUUAGCAAUUCCGGUUUUGGAAUACGGUAUCCAGAAGAUAUCUAUGACAGAACAUGGAAUUCAUACUUCGAUAAGGAGUUAUGGGCAGAAGUAACAACGAAUCUGACAGUAAACGUUGAUAAAAGUAAUGAAUUACCACAUGGCGUAAUGGCAACGGGCGCAACACCUCUAAACGAGAAAGACGCAUUGAACAUGACAUGGGACGUUGAGCCUCCAACUGCAAAGUCUUACAUCUACAUGUACUUUGCAGAACUUAAGACUCUAAGGGCCAACGAUACAAGGGAAUUUAAUAUGACGCUGAAUGGAAAAUAUCUAUCUGGACCUUAUAGUCCCAUACCAUUAGAAGCCCAAACCAUCACAGCCGAAGAGCAGCAAUGCGAUGAAGGGGCAUGUCUUUUGCAGCUUGUGAAGACGUUAAACUCAUCUCUUCCGCCUCUACUUAAUGCUAUGGAGAUUUUCACUGUGAUUGAUUUCCCCCAAAUGGAGACAAAUGACGAUGACGUUGCUGGCAUAAAGAGUAUUCAAGAUACUUAUGGAUUGAGUAGAAUAAGUUGGCAAGGAGAUCCGUGUGUCCCCGAAAAGUUUUUGUGGGACGGCCUAAACUGCGACAACUCAAAAAAUUCGUCGCCACCAAUAAUCACUUCCUUAGACUUAUCUUCAAGUAAUUUAACCGGGAACAUCACGCAAGCCAUUGAAAAUCUCUCUCACCUUCAAAAAUUGAACUUGUCAAAUAACAAUUUGACUGGAGAAAUACCUGAAUUUCUGGCUUACAUAAAAUCACUCUUGGUCAUAGACUUGACUGGUAAUAAUUUCACUGGCUCGGUUCCUCCCUCACUUCUUCAGAAAAAAGGAAUGGAGUUAAAUGUCGACAACAACCCGCAUCUUCUGUGCGCAGCUGAUUCAUGUGUGAACAAAGAAGAGAAUGGACAUACGAAAAAGAGUAUUGUUGUACCAGUGGUUGCAUCAAUUUCCUCACUAGCCGUUCUUGUAGUUGCAAUCUUCAUAUUCCUAGUUCUCAAAAAGAAAAAGGCAGCAAAAGUUGAAGGGCGAAGACCAUCAUAUAUGAACGCGUCACAUAGUGGAUCAUCUCAACCGGAAAUAAUGAUGAAGAAUAGAAGGUUUACUUACUCAGAAGUUAUGUCGAUGACAAAUAACUUCCAAAGAGUCAUUGGUAAAGGAGGGUUUGGAAUUGUUUAUCAUGGUUUUGUGAACGGUACAGAACAAGUAGCUGUUAAGAUUCUUUCUCAUUCAUCAUCUCAAGGAUAUAAGCAAUUCAAAGCUGAGGUAGAACUUCUUCUUAGAGUUCAUCACAAGAAUUUGGUCAGUCUUGUUGGAUAUUGUGACGAAGGAGAGAACUUGACUCUCAUUUAUGAAUACAUGGCCAAUGGAGAUUUAAAAGAACAUAUGUCAGGGACACGUAACCGCUUUAUUUUAAAUUGGGGAACUAGACUAAAAAUAGUCAUCGAAGCUGCACAUGGACUCGAGUAUUUGCAUAAUGGAUGCAGACCGCCAAUGGUUCACAGAGACGUCAAAACAACAAAUAUAUUGUUGAAUGAACACUUUGAGGCGAAACUUGCUGAUUUUGGGCUUUCAAGGUCAUUUCCUACCGAAGGUGAAACUCAUGUGUCAACAGUUGUUGCUGGUACUCCUGGAUAUCUAGAUCCUGAAUACUAUAGAACAAACUGGUUGACAGAGAAGAGUGAUGUUUAUAGUUUUGGGAUUGUACUAUUGGAGAUCAUCACAAACCGACCUGUGAUGGACCAAAGCCGUGAAAAGCCACAUAUAGCAGAAUGGGUGGGGUUAAUGCUUACAGAAGGAGACAUCACAAGCAUUAUGGAUCCAAGUCUAAAUGGACUUUAUGAUUCUGGUUCCGUUUGGAAAGCUCUUGAGCUAGCAAUGUCUUGCGUGAAUCCUUCUUCAACGAGAAGACCUACCAUGUCUGAAGUUAUUAUUGGAUUAAACGAGUGUCUAGCAAAUGAAAAUUCAAGAGGAGGAGCGGGUAGGGACAUGGAUUCAAAGAGUUCCAUAGAAGUGAGCUUGAUCCUUGGUAGUGAAGUGAGCCCAACGGCUCGGUAGAUUACAUUUUGUGAUCACAUGAAUUUCUGUUUGCUGUUUUUAUUUUGGAUGACGCUAUCCUCAGACUCGUACUUUGAUUGGGUUACCUUUAUUAAUGAGCUACGAGCUUCUAUUA
This is a messenger RNA of Brassica napus (rape), 2933 nucleotides long. Its product is annotated as probable LRR receptor-like serine/threonine-protein kinase At1g51820. The record is from RefSeq and is a predicted model, not a curated record. NCBI's taxonomy places the organism in Eukaryota, Viridiplantae, Streptophyta, Magnoliopsida, Brassicales, Brassicaceae. Bases 167 to 2818 code for a protein of 883 amino acids. Gene Ontology annotation, biological process: protein phosphorylation. Gene Ontology annotation, molecular function: protein binding; protein kinase activity; ATP binding. The transcript is spliced from 13 exons.